This is a messenger RNA of Cercopithifilaria johnstoni, 267 nucleotides long. The record is from the annotation of a GenBank genome assembly. Lineage: Eukaryota; Metazoa; Nematoda; Chromadorea; Rhabditida; Onchocercidae.
AUGGGUAUAACAAGGAUUCGUGCGGCAAAGAGAAGAAGCAGACAGGAGAAACAGGAUGAUGAACUGACGACAGACAGUUGCUACAACUACGGUUACAGCUACAAUCGCAAUCGUGGUAACAGCUGCAGCUACUGUCAGUUACUGUUACAACCGAAACCAGAUACGACUGCAGCUAUGACUGUUACUGCAGUUAUAGCUAUAGCUGUAGCUGUAGCUGCCAGUUAUACAAACUGCAAAUGCAUGGUAAUGCAAUCUAUCGAUUAUUAA